Molecule: messenger RNA, 957 nt
Organism: Guillardia theta CCMP2712
Lineage: Eukaryota; Cryptophyceae; Pyrenomonadales; Geminigeraceae
Exons: 3
Coding region: 16-957 (313 amino acids)
Molecular function (GO): peptide-methionine (S)-S-oxide reductase activity
Source: RefSeq, a predicted model, not a curated record
GUGAUUCCUUGUGGAAUGGUCACUACAAGUGCCUUCGCCGCAUCCGUCGCGGUGGGAAGGGGAGCGAGAGGUCCAAGUGCUUGCAGACUCUCCAUGCAGGAACCUCGUGCACGAUCUAUUCCUCACCUUCGAGGAUCUCCCAUGGUGGAAGUUCAGACCCGCAGAUCCGUACUUCUCGGGUUGAGCAUUGCAGCUCUUGCGAUAGGAACCCUCGGGAGCGACCCUGCCAUGGCGGCCGAGGAGGAGGUGAAGGUUUACUUCGGCUGCGGCUGCUUCUGGCAUGUUCAACAUGAGUUUGUGGUAGCCGAAGAGAAGAUCCUUGGACGUCGAAACUCGCAGAUCACUUCCCUGACAGGGUAUGCCGGAGGCACCGAAGUUGGCAGGGACGGGAAAGUUUGCUACCACAACAUGUUUGGCGACUCUGACUAUGGCUCCCUCGGACAUUCUGAGGCAGUUGAGUUGUCCCUCCCGCCCAGCAAGUUCGCACAGUUCGCUCAGGUUUACAUGAACCUCUUCAUCAACGGGGAGCGCGCGGACCCUCAGGACCGGGGAGGAGAAUAUCGAUCCCUCGUUGGGAUCCCGGGAGGGAUGGACGGGCCUUUCGCUGAAUCUCUCAAGGCAGCAGCCAGCUCCAGGGGGUUGACCCUGGUUGCGGGGAAAGGCAACGAAGGGGACACACUAGGAAAGAAGCUUAUCUACGUGUAUGACUCAGUUCAGUUCCCGUUCCAUCCUGCGGAAGUCUACCACCAGUUCCAUGAUGACAUGGUCGACAAGUACUCGAGAGAGUACCAUGACCUCAAGAGGAUCGAGCUGCAGGAUGGGAGGUGGGUAGUAAGCCUUUCUGAUAUCUUGCUCUGUUAUGCUGUCUGUGGUGUUUGCGUUUCAAGUUCUCUUGUCGCCCCAUCUGAAAUCAUGCUCAGGCUCAAGCCCACUGGCUGCCCGGGAGAUUCUGCCUGA